Molecule: messenger RNA, 1368 nt
Organism: Ectocarpus siliculosus
Lineage: Eukaryota; Phaeophyceae; Ectocarpales; Ectocarpaceae
Source: the annotation of a GenBank genome assembly
AGCGCGGUGGCACAUGUCAGUGGUCAACGUCCAUCCUCUGUCCCCGUCUUGCUUCCUGUGCCGUUGUCACGUGACCUCGCACCUCUCCACGGACCAUGGAUUUGCUCGAGAAGCUCGUUGGUGAAGGCACGGGUGGUUUGAUCCUGUGCGGGGCGUUGUUGGUGCUGGGAACCUGCGUCUUGCCGAUGUGCGCCGGGAUGCGCGUGCCGCGCCAAGACGGCGAGAAGUGUCGCCCAGACGAGCCUCACGAGAUUCCAGCCAAGGCCAAGAUUACCUCGCUCCGCGUCUACCCCGUGAAGUCUUGCGCCGGGCACGAGGUGCAGCAGGCCUCUCUGGGAGACCGUGGCCUCGAGAUGGACAGGCAAUGGAUGAUCGUCGACGGGCGCGGGCGUUUCAUGUCCCAGAGGCGCUUUUCCAAGCUGGCGCUCAUAUCACCGUCUCUACCUAAGACCAAAGACGAGCCCCUAGUUCUGUCUGCGCCGGGGGUGGCCUCUCUGGAGGUGCCGGUGGUGCGCAAGGUCGGUGCCGGCGGCCCAGCGGCAGGCGGAGAGCUUGUCGAAGUCGGGGUUUGGAAGGACACGUGCCAAGCGAUCGACCAGGGGGACGCCGCAGCUUCGUGGUUGCAAGCUUUCUUGGGAGUGGACAACUUGAGGCUGGUUCGGAUGAAGGACGGCUUCGUGCGGCCGACCGAUCCCGGCUACGGGACCGGCUUCCGCACCGGCUUCGCCGACGGCUUCCCCAUGCUCCUGGUGGCGGAAGAAUCCCUGGAAGAGCUCAACUCGAGAAUAGCUGCGACGGGGGACGGCGAGCAGGCCGCCGUCGGUAUGGACCGAUUUCGACCGAACAUCGUGGUGCGAGGGUGGGGCCCCUUCGCCGAGGACGACUGGACCAAGAUCAGGGUCGGCAGGAUCGGCAUGCGCACCCCGAAGCCGUGCAGCCGGUGCCAGAUACCCGGCAUCAACCAGAGCACCCUCGAGGUUCGAAAAGAGCCCAGGCAGACUCUGGACACUUUCCGAACCGGGUCUCACGUUGCCCGGUGGAACGAGAAGUGGUCGAAGGACGUUUUCUUCGGCAUGAACGUGCUGCACGAGUCCACGGGCGUGCUGCGCGUGGGCAACGACGUCGACGUCUUGAGAGCGGCGUCCAAGGCGAGCGCCAAGAAAACGCAAUAAAGUGUGUGUGUGUGUGGGGGGGGGGGGGACCAACCACUACCAGCAGCGGUGCCCCCGAGCAUCUCGAAUGAGGGCAGGCGUGCUGGGAUGCUGCAUGUACCAAGGAGGCGGCACGCAGUUUUCUGAUUGGUCAAUACGGUGUACAACUCUACAAGAAUUGCUUGAUGUUGGGAGGGCGGAUGCGGUUUGGUAAGGA